AUGAAGGGCUUCCUGCGCUCGCUCAGCAGCAGCCGCCGCUCCAGUAUGCUUCCAUCAUCCUUCCCCCGCGCAAUUCCCUGCGGCCAAACGCUAAUCCACCCUCCAGGUCCCGGUGAUGAUAGCGAACAGGACUAUCCGGAUGACUCGCCGGAGGCCAUUCUGCUGCGUGAAAUGAAAACUUUUUGCGAAGCCAGCAGCGGGCCCGAUAGUCAGCAAGGAAACGAGUUCGUUCAUCUCCCGCGCAUCGUCGAGUCCGCCGAAUCAAGCCCCGCGGCCGCCAAAGAAGCCGCGCAUCGCAUCCGCAAAUACCUCUCCAGCCCGGGCAGCACCCCGAACCACGUCCAAUACAAUGCGAUCAUGCUUAUGCGCAUCCUGGCCGAUAACCCGGGCCAUAGCUUCACGCGGAAUUUUGACUCCAAAUUCUGUACCACGAUCAAGGAGUUGCUGCGCAAUGGGCGGGACUGGCAUGUGCAGCACUACCUGCGCCAGUAUCUAGCUCAGCUGGAGGCGACCCGACACUGGGAUGAUGAUCUACAGCUGUUGCUGCAGGUGUGGGCAAAAGAGAAGGCAAAGGGAGGCCGGUCUUUUAUGGAUCGGUAUCCCACAGCCUCCGCGACAAACGCAAAUAACCUAACGGCGCAAUCUCCAGUCCCGCAACCCAUGCGCGCACCAGCACCGAACAGGACCUUGCCAGAACCGGGCGAGCUGGCUGCGCGCAUCGAGGAGGCGAAGAAUUCGGCUAAACUGUUGAUGCAGUUUGUUCAAACAACACCACAGGCCGAACUGGAGGAAAACGACUUAAUUAAGGAAUUCAUCGACCGUUGUCGGACCUCCUCGCGAUACCUGCAAGGUUAUAUUCAUUCGACCAACCCGGCUCCAGACGAGGAGACCCUCCUUACACUGAUCGAGACCAACGACGAGAUCUCCGUUGCAUUAUCCCACCAGCAACGCGCUAUGCUCAAGGCGCGCAAGGCUCGUGGAUCGGCCACCCCGACCUCCAAUCUGGGCAGCCCCGCUUCACCAGUCAGUGAGUCCGUCGCAUCAGGCGGCGUAGGAGCAAGCCCUGCUCCUCCUGCUCCAACAGCGGCAGCGGCUAUUCUUGCCACCGAGUCAGCAAAGCGUGAAUCAAGAAGUCCCCAGGAGCAAUCUGCACCAGUGAUAGAGCUUCCCUCCACGUUCACCGUCGACCGGUCGACCACCCUCCGCAGCAAUCCCGAGCAGUACGAAUACAAAUCGUCCGAUUUCGAGGUCCAGAACCCGUUCGCCGACGAAAAUGUGGCGAGUGACUCGGAUGCAGAGCGGCAUCAGCAAGAGCAACAGCAACAUGCAACGACGACGGCUACCUCCACCGAUGGACGUGUGCGUUUCCAGCCUACCGAGCAGGAACGUUGA
This is a messenger RNA of Penicillium daleae, 1392 nucleotides long. Its product is annotated as VHS and GAT domain-containing protein. Gene Ontology annotation, molecular function: phosphatidylinositol binding; ubiquitin binding. Gene Ontology annotation, cellular component: actin cortical patch. Bases 1 to 1392 code for a protein of 463 amino acids. Gene Ontology annotation, biological process: endocytosis; actin cortical patch localization; actin filament organization. The record is from RefSeq and is a predicted model, not a curated record. Lineage: Eukaryota; Fungi; Ascomycota; Eurotiomycetes; Eurotiales; Aspergillaceae. The transcript is spliced from 4 exons.